This is a messenger RNA of Fibroporia radiculosa, 1023 nucleotides long. RefSeq lists its product as uncharacterized. Gene Ontology annotation, molecular function: hydrolase activity. The record is from RefSeq and is a predicted model, not a curated record. Lineage: Eukaryota; Fungi; Basidiomycota; Agaricomycetes; Polyporales; Fibroporiaceae. The coding region runs from base 1 to 1023 and encodes 340 amino acids. The transcript has 10 exons.
AUGCUCGGUGGUCUCUUCCUCCUCGUUGCAACAUUUGCGAUGCUACACGCCGCUUUCUCCACGUAUGAACACCUCUCUUACCUGAAAGCGUUAGGAAGACCGGAAGGCGCCCUCCCGCCAGACAUCGUGCUCGAGGCAAUGUCCGCUCUCGUACUUGGCAUAGUUGGUGCAGCCAUCCGGUCACCAGCACUCCGAGAGGUGACCUGGCGGGGCGAAAUGAAACGCCGGACUAUCGAUGACCAGCAUCCUGGAAUGUCAUUCGCUACCUUUACUCAGCGUGCCGGGUUUAUAAGCAGCCCCGGCGUUCGCCACGAAGGCGAACCCGAAGGAAAGAUCGAACAGAUCUCCGGCGUUGAAUGCUACGUAGCAACACCCAGCGGCGAUUACCCUAAGGACAAGGUAGUCCUAUACCUCACUGAUGUCUUCGGUAUUCCCCUCAAUAACAACAAGCUCCUCGCAGAUGGUUUUGCCAAGAAUGGAUACAAAGUCGUCAUGCCCGACAUUCUCGCCGGAGACCCCAUUUCCGACGAGAUGUUGAACAGCACGACAUUUGACCGCUACGGAUGGCUUGCCCGUCACGACGAGGACACGUGGAUCCCUGGUUUGAACAGGGUCGUCGAUGCGUUGAAGACGAGCGGCGUGACGCGCUUCGCGACAACGGGGUACUGCUUCGGUGCCCCUCCCGCGUUCUACCUGGCCCUCAAGCACGAGACUCAUGUCAGCGUCGUGUCGCACCCGUCGCGUUUGCAGGCGCCUACCGAUUUUGAGAAAUAUCGUGAUGUUGCGACCGCCCCACUGUUGAUCAACAGUUGCGAGGACGAUCCAAUGUUUCCGCUGGCUGACCAGGCGAUUGCGGACCAGAUCCUUGGCAACGGCAAGUUUGCACACGGGUACGUGAGGACGUACUGGGACAAUUGCAAGCAUGGCUUCGCCGUUCGUGGUGAUAUGAAUGAUGCGAAGGUGAAAGCAGCCUUUGAAGGCUCGUUCAAAGCGACACUGGAGUUCUUCCGCAAAUACUUAUAG